CCCUACUGUGCAGACGUUAGCAGCUGGCCGUACCGUACUCGUGGAAUUUCAUCAAAUCGAAUUUAAAUUGCAAGCAAAGGCAGCAAAAAUGUCAUUAAAGCUCACAGCGAACAUCAACAGUCCGCCUAUAAGUGGGCUGGCAACGGCGCAUCUUAUCAGCGGAACGGUGCCCGUGGAGAUAGUCUGGAGCAAGGAGGAGACCUCGCUGCAGUUCCCGGACAACCGCCUGCUGGUGUGCCACUCGAACAACGAUGUUCUGCGCGCCCUGGCCCGUGCCGCUCCCGACUACAAGCUGUACGGCGAGACGGCCAUCGAGCGGACACAGAUCGACCAUUGGCUGUCCUUCUCGCUGACCUGCGAGGACGACAUCUCGUGGGCAAUGUCCUUCCUGGACAAGUCCAUUGCGCCGGUGACCUAUUUGGUGGCCAACAAGCUGACCAUCGCCGACUUUGCCCUCUUCAACGAGAUGCACUCGCGUUAUGAGUUCCUCGCCUCCAAGGGCAUCCCCCAGCAUGUCCAGCGCUGGUAUGACCUGAUCACUGCCCAGCCGCUGAUCCAGAAGGUGCUGCAGUCGCUGCCGGAGGAGGCCCGCUCCUCGGCGAAGCGCUUGAAGCGCAGUCCAAAUUCCUCCAAGGAGCAGACGCCAGCCAAGACCGGAGAGCGCAAGCAAGAGGGAAAAUUCGUGGAUCUUCCGGGCGCCGAGAUGGGCAAGGUUAUUGUCCGUUUCCCCCCAGAGGCUUCGGGCUACCUGCACAUCGGACACGCCAAGGCGGCGCUGCUCAAUCAGUACUACGCCCUGGCCUUCCAGGGCACACUCAUCAUGCGCUUCGACGACACCAAUCCGGCCAAGGAGACGGUCGAGUUCGAGAAUGUUAUUCUCGGCGACCUGGAGCUGCUCCAGAUCAAGCCGGAUGUCUUCACGCACACCUCCAACUACUUUGAUCUGAUGCUCGACUACUGCGUCCAGCUGCUGAAGGAGAGCAAGGCCUAUGUGGACGACACACCGCCCGAGCAGAUGAAGCUGGAGCGCGAACAGCGCGUGGAGUCGGCUAAUCGAUCCAACUCUGUGGAGAAGAAUCUGUUGCUGUGGCAGGAGAUGGUCAAUGGCUCGGCGGCGGGACAGAAGUGCUGCGUACGUGCCAAGAUUGACAUGUCCUCGCCGAAUGGUUGCAUGCGUGAUCCCACCAUCUAUCGCUGUAAGAACGAGCCGCAUCCCCGCACAGGCACCAAAUACAAGGUCUAUCCAACAUAUGACUUUGCCUGCCCCAUUGUCGAUGCCAUCGAGAAUGUUACCCACACACUGCGCACCAUGGAGUAUCACGAUCGGGACGAUCAGUUCUAUUGGUUCAUCGAUGCCCUGAAGCUGCGCAAGCCGUACAUCUGGGAAUACAGUCGCCUGAACAUGACCAACACGGUGUUGUCCAAGCGCAAGCUCACGUGGUUCGUGGACUCUGGCUUGGUGGAUGGUUGGGAUGAUCCUCGUUUCCCCACAGUGCGCGGAAUCCUCCGGCGCGGCAUGACCGUUGAGGGUCUCCGGGAGUUCAUUAUUGCCCAGGGCAGCAGCAAGUCUGUGGUGUUCAUGAACUGGGACAAGAUCUGGGCGUUCAACAAGAAGGUGAUCGAUCCCAUUGCUCCGCGUUACACGGCCCUCGAGCAGGAAAAGCGUGUGAUUGUAAAUGUGGAGGGGGCCAAACUGGAGCACAUCCAAGUGCCGGUCCAUCCCAAGGAUGAAGCACUGGGCAAGAAAACUGUCACCUUAGGACCUGGCAUCUACAUUGAUUACGUGGAUGCCGAGGCCCUGAAGGAGGGCGAAAAUGCCACCUUCAUCAACUGGGGAAAUCUGCUGAUCAAGAAAGUCCACAAGGAUGGCUCCGGCAACAUCACGUCCGUCGAUGCUGCCCUCAAUUUGGACAACAAGGACUUCAAGAAGACCCUCAAGCUGACGUGGCUGGCUGUGGAAUCCGAUCCCGCUGCCUAUCCACCCACCUUCUGCGUAUAUUUCGACAACAUCAUCAGCAAGGCUGUCCUUGGCAAGGACGAGGACUUCAAGCAGUUCAUUGGCCACAAGACACGCGACGAGGUCGCCAUGCUGGGCGAUCCCGAGCUGAAGAAGUGCAAAAAGGGCGACAUCAUCCAGCUGCAGCGUCGCGGAUUCUUCAAGGUGGACAAUGCCUAUGCUCCGCCCAGUCCGUACUCGAAUGUGCCCUCGCCCAUCAUUCUGUUCUCCAUUCCCGAUGGCCAUACCAAGGAUGUGCCCACCUCUGGCCUCAAGAUCAAUGCAGCGGAUGCCAAGACAACGAAAAAGUCAUCCUCUCCGGCAGCCAGCACUGUAUCUGCUGGAGCUUCCAACGACAAGGCUGCGGAACUGGACAAACUGAUUGGCCUGCAAGGCGAUUCGGUGCGUGAACUGAAGACCAAGAAGGCCCCCAAGGAGCAAGUCGAUGCUGCGGUGAAGAAGCUGCUCGGCCUGAAGGCGGACUACAAGGCAGCCACUGGCAAGGACUGGAAACCAGGACAAACACCUGCCCCAGCUGCCGCUACCAACGACGCAGAGUCAGUCAACGCCAACAUAGUCAAGCAGGGAGAACUAGUGCGCGACCUCAAGGGCAAGAAGGCGGCCAAGCCAGAGAUUGACGCUGCUGUCAAGGUGCUGCUGGAGCUGAAAGCCCAGUACAAAUCCCUCACCGGACAGGACUGGAAACCAGGCACUGUAGCACCCGCUACAGGACCAGCUGCAGCUCCUUCCACUGCCAACGAUUCGGUAGGCAACAUCCUAGCUCAGAUCACCGCCCAGGGCGACAAAGUUCGAGAGCUGAAAACAGCCAAAGCCGACAAGGCCGCCAUCGACGCAGCCGUGAAGACGCUGCUCGGCCUGAAGGCGGACUACAAGGCAGCCACUGGCACCGACUGGAAGCCAGGCACCACAGCCCCUGCUCCAGCCCCGAUGGCAGUCAAAGUCAAGCAGGAAAAGUCUCCGGAGCCGGCUCCCCCGGCAGCCGUUAUCACAUUGCUGACAAAGAUCGCACAGCAGGGCGACAAGAUACGCGAUCUGAAGGCUGCCAAGUCGGAAAAGUCGCUAGUGGAGCCAGAAGUCAAGCUGCUGCUGGCCCUAAAAACGGACUACAAGUCGCUGACAGGGCAGGACUGGAAGCCAGGCACUGUGGCACCCGCUGCAGCGGCCACUCCAGUGGCUACUGUCGAUCUGACGGGAGGGGAUUCUGACAACGAUAUUUCAUCCGUUUUGACGAAGAUCCAGGCCCAGGGCGACAAGAUACGCCAACUAAAGUCGGCGAAGGCAGCAAAGGCCGCCAUUGAACCCGAAGUGAAGACACUGCUGGCCCUCAAGGGUGAAUACAAGACGCUGAGCGGCAAGGAUUGGACACCGGACGCCAAGGCAGAGCCCGCAGUCGUGAAAAAGGAAGCCAGUCCCGUGGAGAUGGCGUCGCCAGCCAAGGAUCAGCUGACGCUGGAAAUCAAUGCCCAGGGGGAGAAGGUGAGGGCGGUGAAGGGUGGCAAGGCAGCCAAGGAGGUGGUGGAUGCGGAAGUGGCCAAGCUGCUGGCCCUGAAAGCCAAGUACAAGGAGGUCACGGGCACAGACUUCCCUGUGGCCGGACGUGGAGGCGGCGGUGGUGGAGCUACGAAAAAGGCGCCCAAGGAGGCGGCGCAACCGAAGGCGGCAAAGCCCGUCAAGAAGGAGCCAGCGGCGGAUGCAGCGGCGGGCGGUGCCAAAAAGCAGACACGCCUGGGCCUGGAGGCCACCAAGGAGGAUAAUCUGCCCGAUUGGUACUCGCAGGUGAUCACCAAGGGCGAGAUGAUCGAGUACUACGACGUGUCCGGGUGCUACAUCCUGCGCCACUGGUCGUUCGCCAUCUGGAAGUUCAUCAAGCAGUGGUUCGAUGCCGAGAUCACGCGCAUGGGCGUCAAGGAGUGCUACUUCCCCAUCUUCGUCUCCAAGGCGGUCCUCGAGAAGGAGAAGACGCACAUAGCGGACUUUGCCCCCGAAGUGGCAUGGGUCACCAAGUCGGGCGACUCCGAUCUGGCCGAACCCAUUGCCGUGCGUCCCACCUCCGAGACUGUGAUGUAUCCCGCCUACGCCAAGUGGAUACAGUCCUACAGAGAUCUGCCCAUCCGCCUCAAUCAGUGGAACAAUGUCGUGCGCUGGGAAUUCAAGCAUCCGCAACCAUUCCUCCGUACGCGCGAGUUCCUCUGGCAGGAGGGCCACACGGCCUUCGCCGGCAAGGAGGAGGCCGACAAAGAAGUGCUGGACAUUCUCGAUCUGUAUGCUCUGGUCUACACGCAUCUGCUGGCCAUACCCGUGGUGAAGGGCCGCAAGACCGAGAAGGAGAAGUUCGCGGGCGGUGAUUACACCACCACCGUGGAGGCCUUCAUCUCUGCUUCGGGCCGUGCCAUCCAGGGCGCCACCAGCCAUCAUUUGGGGCAGAACUUCUCCAAGAUGUUUGAGAUCGUCUACGAGGACCCGGAGACGCAGCAGAAGCAGUAUGUCUUCCAGAACUCGUGGGGCCUCACCACGCGCACCAUCGGCGUGAUGGUCAUGGUGCAUGCCGACAACCAGGGCCUCGUGCUGCCUCCCAAUGUGGCCUGCAUCCAGGCGAUCGUUGUGCCCUGCGGCAUCACCGUCAACACCAAGGACGACGAGCGUGCCCAGCUGCUGGAUGCCUGCAAGAAGUUGGAGCAGCGACUGGUCGGUGCCGGAGUGCGCAGCGAGGGCGACUACCGCGACAAUUACUCGCCCGGCUGGAAGUUCAAUCACUGGGAGCUGAAAGGAGUGCCGCUGCGCCUCGAGCUGGGUCCCAAGGACCUGAAGGCCCAGCAGCUGGUCGCCGUGCGUCGCGACACCGGCGAGAAGAUCACCCUGCCCCUAGCCGAUGUGGAGAAGAAGAUCCCCGCUCUGCUCGAGACCAUCCACGAGAGCAUGCUGGCCAAGGCACAGGCGGAUCUCACCAGCCACACAAAGACCGUCAAGAGUUGGUCCGACUUUUGCAGCUUCCUCGAGCAGAAGAACAUCUUGUUGGCACCCUUCUGCGGCGAGACCCCGUGCGAAGACAAGAUCAAGGCGGACAGUGCCCGCGACGAGGAGGCCGAGCCUGGUGCUCCCUCCAUGGGUGCCAAAUCCCUGUGCAUACCCUUCGAACAGCCGGCCCCCAUUGCGGCCAGCGACAAGUGCAUCAAUCCCGGCUGCACCAACAAGCCCAAGUUCUACACGCUCUUCGGCCGCAGCUACUAAGCAGCAGAGCGCCGCUCGAAGCAUGGCUUCCUUCCUUUCUAUACUCUAUAAUUCUAUAACUAAAUUCGAUAUCCCCGCGAUUGAUAAACCAACCGAUCAACCGAUGUGUACUCUUAUC
Drosophila obscura is the source of this 5363-nucleotide messenger RNA. It is a transcript of the gene GluProRS, whose product is annotated as bifunctional glutamate/proline--tRNA ligase. Gene Ontology annotation, cellular component: aminoacyl-tRNA synthetase multienzyme complex; cytoplasm. The coding region runs from base 89 to 5245 and encodes 1718 amino acids. NCBI's taxonomy places the organism in Eukaryota, Metazoa, Arthropoda, Insecta, Diptera, Drosophilidae. Gene Ontology annotation, biological process: prolyl-tRNA aminoacylation; glutamyl-tRNA aminoacylation; translation. The record is from RefSeq and is a predicted model, not a curated record. The transcript has 6 exons. Gene Ontology annotation, molecular function: glutamate-tRNA ligase activity; ATP binding; proline-tRNA ligase activity.